UCGUCGUCGUCUUCGUCUUCGUCAGGCACUUUACCCUCGUCUGCUGGUCUCCGCUGGAGCUUCUCUGCAUAGCUUGAGCGAAGUCUUUACUCCAACAAGUCAAGCUAACCAUCUCUCUCUCUCUCUUCAAUCGAGUUCACUCUACACAGAGAGAGGCGAAGCCGAGGAAGGAGGAAAUGGCGGAAGCGACGACCGUGCACUCGCCGCUCGUCACCUACUUCUCCAUGCUGUCGCUCCUCACUCUCUGCCCUCCCUUCGUUAUCUUGCUAUGGUACACAAUGGUGCAUGCUGAUGGGUCUAUCACCCAAACUUUUGAUUACCUGAAGCAGCAUGGACUGCAAGGAUUCCUAGACAUAUGGCCCAGGCCAACCUCCAUCGCUUGGAAGAUCAUCGCUGUUUAUGCUGCAUUUGAGGCUGCGCUGCAGCUCCUUCUUCCUGGAAAGACGGUCAAGGGCCCUAUAUCUCCUGCUGGGAAUCAGCCAGUGUAUAAGGCAAACGGAAUGGCAGCAUAUUUUGUGACCUUGAUCACCUAUCUUGGCCUUUGGUGGUUUGGGAUAUUUAACCCAACUAUUGUUUAUGAUCACUUGGGCGAAAUAUACUCCGCACUCAUUCUUGGAAGCUUCAUCUUUUGUAUUUUCCUGUACAUUAAAGGUCUCCUGGCACCAUCGUCUGCCGACUCUGGUUCUUCAGGGAAUAUAAUAAUUGACUUCUAUUGGGGUAUGGAGCUCUAUCCUCGGAUUGGCAAGAACUUUGAUAUUAAAGUCUUCACAAAUUGCAGGUUCGGAAUGAUGUCUUGGGCAGUUCUUGCUCUAACCUAUUGCAUUAAGCAGUAUGAGCAGAACGGAAAAGUUUCAGAUUCAAUGCUCGUGAAUACCAUAUUGAUGCUAGUGUACGUCACCAAGUUCUUUUGGUGGGAAGCCGGAUAUUGGAACACAAUGGAUAUUGCACAUGAUCGAGCUGGCUUCUACAUCUGUUGGGGAUGCUUGGUAUGGGUCCCAUCCAUCUAUACUUCUCCUGGCAUGUACCUUGUCAAUCAUCCUGUUAACCUGGGAACUCAGCUCGCAUUUUAUAUUUUGGCAGCAGGCAUUCUGUGCAUAUACAUCAAUUAUGAUUGCGACAGACAGAGGCAAGAGUUUCGCAGAACAAAUGGCAAGUGCUUAGUAUGGAGGAAGGCUCCUUCGAAGAUAAUGGCUACGUACACUACGACAUCUGGAGAGACCAAAACCAGCCUCCUCUUGACUUCAGGAUGGUGGGGCUUAGCACGUCACUUUCAUUAUGUACCUGAGAUUCUUGGAGCCUUUUUCUGGACUGUCCCUGCACUGUUUAAUCAUUUUCUGCCUUAUUUUUAUGUGAUCUUUCUUACAAUCCUAUUGUUUGACCGGGCAAAACGAGAUGACGAUCGUUGUCGAUCAAAGUACGGGAAGUACUGGAAGUCAUAUUGUGAGAAGAUGUCGGGUUAUGAGAGUGUCGUGGGAGGGAAGUUGAAGCUGAAAGGGAAAGCUUUGGAUGUGAAGGCUGGAGGAGUGAAGAAGAAGAAGAAGAAGCCAAAGCACCAGCAGCAUCAGGACCCCAUCUCCGAGGUCAUCGAAUCCGAGCUCCCCGCCGCUGGGGAUGACGGUGCAGCGCUGUCGAAUGAACCUAAGGAAGGGGAUGUAAAUGAUGAGAGCAAGUUGAGUGAAGAAGGCAACGCUGCUCCGUACGAUCAUCAGCUGACGCCCUCUGAAAAGCGAUACAUAGAGCAGAGGGAGCAGAUCGAUGUCAAGAGGCUGGCAAAGACAGCUAACAAGUCUCACCGCGACAGGAUACAGGAUUUCAACCAGUACCUCGCCAACAUGAGCGAACAUUACGACAUCCCGAAAGUUGGCCCAGGAUAACUGAGGAUCGGUUCCAUGAGCCAUGAAGGUUGCCAGAGCAAAUUUCAUGUAUGUUACUGAGAUUUCACAACUUUCUGUGCAUUAUGUCAUUGUUGAACCUUGGUUAAGUAUUUCGAUCGAAAACCUCAAGUCAGUUUGGCAAUGGGUGAUGGUGAUGGAGCAGCUACAGCACCUUUUUCUUGAUUUCUUAUUGAAAAAAGAUAUUGGGAUUAGCUCUUGAAAUUUAAUUGAUCCUUUUUUGGCUUUCUUUUCGAGUUGUGUCGGAAAUGGUUUUGGAUUAAGUACUUGUGAUUCUCAAGAAAGUUCUUUGGAGAGAACUAAGAGCAUUGGAAGACGUUGAAAAUGAAUGAAGUAUAGAGGGUCCGCUCACAUUGCAUUGAUAAGAAUUGAAUUGGCCCUCA
Rhodamnia argentea is the source of this 2275-nucleotide messenger RNA. RefSeq names its product 7-dehydrocholesterol reductase. The record is from RefSeq and is a predicted model, not a curated record. Gene Ontology annotation, molecular function: oxidoreductase activity, acting on the CH-CH group of donors, NAD or NADP as acceptor. Gene Ontology annotation, cellular component: endoplasmic reticulum membrane; nucleolus. Gene Ontology annotation, biological process: brassinosteroid biosynthetic process; sterol biosynthetic process. The coding region runs from base 177 to 1874 and encodes 565 amino acids. NCBI's taxonomy places the organism in Eukaryota, Viridiplantae, Streptophyta, Magnoliopsida, Myrtales, Myrtaceae. The transcript is spliced from 15 exons.